GCGGCAGUGAGAGGCUAACAAACAGAAUUCACCUAAAAAUGACUGGUUCUCGACAUCUCCGCGGGACGGUUUUAUCCCGAGUACGCAAUUUGCUUCGUUCUGGUGCACUUACGCGGAAACCGGUUUGGUACGAAGUUGUUGAGGCAUUCCCACCUAUUGUAGAGACCAAGAUAAACAGGAGAGCCGAGUCCGGACGAGUAGCCAAAAUUGAAUAUCCAGAAGACUUCUUCAGAAGGAACUUUUAUAAGACAUACCGCACAAAUGCUCUUUUGGAUAUCCGAGAGAAUGUCACACAUGAGCCCCAAGAAUCUGACAGAUUUGUUGAGAAGUGUCAGAAUCUGGUUGGCCAAGGAUUAAGCCGAGAGGAAGCACUGGAAGAGGUUUCACUACUUUUUGCAAAGGGGCAACUGGCCUUGAAUGACGCUGAAGAAAAUGAAGCUGACACAUCAACAGAAGACAAACCAUCUAUUGGGAAUAUAUAUGAUCUUUUGAAGGAGAAAGUAAUACCUGCGAAAACACCAGACAGACAGGACAACGGCAACUAACACAGGCUACACAGUCUUGCAUGCCUUCCAUACAGUAAUACCCUUUAUCUAGUCAUAUCCUUAGUGCUGCCAUGGUAACCAACAAAGGGUGAGUUAUGCUUCAAAAGACAAGAUGAGGUCAAGAGAGAGGUCAACAGCAAGGCAUAUACACCUACUGUAUUUCAAGUAAUGUUGUACUUGGAGAAUCUGUGUAUUGGAACCCACAGUGCUUCAUAGGUAUCAAGUCAAUGAGCAAAUAAGGGAAAAUAUAAAUCCAGGUUUCAAAAGCUGUAGAAUUCUUGUUUAUGUUAUUAAUUAUGAUAAUUCACAUGGCUUUCAGAUACAAGGAUUCAGCUGUUUAUAGGCUACCCAUGAGCCAACACGGGUUAUGACCCACAGAUUCUCGAGUGCAACCUUAUUUGAAAUAGGUCUAUACCAUUUUCCCUCCUCUGUGUCAUAAAUGGUACUUUUAAGGUUUAAUCCCUGUUUUGAUGUAUAAAAAACAUUUAUAGUAUAAUAAUUACAUAUAACUUAAGUGAUAUGCAGAACCUUCUUAGUAGGCAAAGUGAGCUCUCCACAUAAUGUCAGAACUUGAGACAUUUAAAAAAUAUACUGUUCAGUUUUUACAAAUAUAAAUAACUGGCCUUGUAUCAGUAUAAUUUAAAA
Nematostella vectensis (starlet sea anemone) is the source of this 1190-nucleotide messenger RNA. RefSeq names its product 28S ribosomal protein S23, mitochondrial-like. Gene Ontology annotation, cellular component: mitochondrion; ribosome. The coding region runs from base 39 to 545 and encodes 168 amino acids. The record is from RefSeq and is a predicted model, not a curated record. The transcript has 5 exons. Gene Ontology annotation, molecular function: structural constituent of ribosome. Gene Ontology annotation, biological process: translation. NCBI's taxonomy places the organism in Eukaryota, Metazoa, Cnidaria, Anthozoa, Actiniaria, Edwardsiidae.